Messenger RNA from Eleginops maclovinus (Patagonian blennie), 1129 nucleotides. It is a transcript of the gene paxx, whose product is annotated as PAXX non-homologous end joining factor. Gene Ontology annotation, cellular component: nucleus; nonhomologous end joining complex; site of double-strand break. Gene Ontology annotation, biological process: double-strand break repair via nonhomologous end joining. NCBI's taxonomy places the organism in Eukaryota, Metazoa, Chordata, Actinopteri, Perciformes, Eleginopidae. Bases 304 to 870 code for a protein of 188 amino acids. The record is from RefSeq and is a predicted model, not a curated record. The transcript is spliced from 8 exons. Gene Ontology annotation, molecular function: molecular adaptor activity.
GCGCGCACCUCCUGUAAACGUUAGAUUGAAACGAGUUUCCCUCCAUUCAUUUCUAUGCGACGUUCUAACGGGUGGCAAAAGCCGACGAGUUCUCCGAUGGCACCAUAGUAACUAGUAAACAAAUGAAGAUGCUACGUGAAGUAAAUUGCUUGGAAGUGAGACCCACCGUUGGCCGUAGCCUAAUCUACAUUUCAACAGUCCAGCAGGUGGCGGUAAUGCAAACUGCGAAUAAACCUCAUCAAAAGAAGAAAAAGAAGAAGAAGAAGAAGAAGAAGAAGGGAAGGAGUAGUUUGUCUGUCAAACAUGGAAGUGUUUCAGACAUGGUUCUGCGUCGUGUUGGAUAAAAAGAACCUCUCUAAAUUUAUAUGCUACUCACACAGAAAAAACGGAAUGUUGAAUAUUUGCAGUCUGACAGAUGCCACUGAUGUGUGGAGCACUGAGGUCACUGAGGACACCUUCCAGCAGUCUAUAGGGGAGAGUGGGGGGCAGAGGUUUGCCUUGGAGUCUGCAGAGGAUUAUAUUUUGAAUCUCAGGUCAGCCUGUGGUCGGGGGGGUGUGUCUGUGGUGCUCCAUGACUCCAGUGCAGAAGUGUGUGUGAGCUUGGCUGCAGGGGACCUAAGUGUAGCCCUGCACAGGCUGGAGGGCCCCAGGGCCACUGAGGAAGUGAAGGAGCUGCUGUUCAGAAUGGCUGACAGUGGACCCCCCUCUGUCAGUCCAGUGAAACAUGAGCAGAUGCGGCCUGCAGAGUGCCAGCAGAGUGCGGCUUCAGCAGUGACCAUGAAGAAACGACUUCCAGGAGCUUCUCUUAUUAACCCAGGAACUAAAAGGAAGCGCCAGGCCACCGGCGUGGCCUUCGACGAGGACGACUGAUCCUUCAACGACUCAGUUUUUUCUCAAUGUUUUAAAUGGCAAAUGAUAUCAAAUGAAACUGGACUACAAUUUUUAUUGGUUAUUUAUUUACUGAAUAAAUGAUUUUGAAACUUCUUUUUUGAAUAGACUGAUUGUCUGAUAGACUCUUGUAAUCAGUUUUCAUUGUUAUGUCUAGUUUGAAUUAAACAUAAGGGAAACAUUUGUAUUUUUCCUGUGAAACAAAUUAAAUUAAAACUAUACAGCACAUGUUGAACUUUGA